AUGGUUAUCGUGUUGUUUAGAGGAACAAUGAAGUACCGUGUGCAUGACCUUGUCUUAGAGCAUAACCAUGAGUUGCACAUUGCUCAAUGUGCGCACAUGAUGCCAUCACAAAGAAAAGUGAGCGAGACUCAAGGAUUCCAAGCUGAAAUAAGCGAGGACGCUGGGCUUUCAUUGAAACAGAGUCAUGAGCUUAUGGGAAAGGAGGCAGGUGGGAUGGGAAAUGUGGGAUAUACUCGGGAAGACCUGAAACGAUAUCUUCGUACUCGACGGGAAAGGAGUUUGAAAUAUGGAGAAGCAGGUUUGAAAUAUGGAGAAGCAGGUAGCAUGCUGAAUUAUUUUCAAGAGCAAACACUCGAGAAUCCAUCGUUUUUUCAUGCCGUACAGCUGGACUGUGAAGAGCAGAUAACGAAUAUCUUUUGGGCUGAUGCAGGAAUGUUAAUUGACUACAAAUUUUUUGGAGACGUAGUCACAUUCGACACAACCUACAAAACAAAUAAAGAAUACCGGCCACUUGGAGUGUUUGUGGGUUUUAACCAACAUAGGCAAAUUGUGAUAUUCGGUGCUGCCCUUAUGUAUGAUGAGACUAUAGAUUCUUUCAAAUGGGUGUUUGGUACAUUUCUAGAAGCAAUGUGCGGAAAGCGUCCAAGUACCAUACUAACCGACCAAGAUCAUGCCAUGGCAGCCGCUCUUUCAGUUGUUAUGCCUGAAACAUUUCACGGUCUAUGUACGUUUCACAUAAGGCGUAAUUUUAUGAAACAUCUUGGCAAUCACUACAAGGAAAAUAGUGAUCUUCCAUACAUGUUUGGUGCAUGCAUGUAUGAGUUUGAAGAAGUGGAACAAUUCAAUAGGGUGUGGGAGGCGAUGGUGAAGAAACACAAUCUUGAAAAUAAUGAAUGGCUCUCCGGGUUGUAUAGAAUUCGUGAUAAAUGGGCAAGGUGCAUGAUGAAAGAAAGAUGGACCGCGGGAAUGCGAAGCACCCAACUCAGCGAAAGCCUAAAUGCAGCAAUUAAAAAUCAUUUGAAACUGGAUCAUGACCUUGUGCAGUUCUUUAGACAUUUCAAUCGGGUGGUUGAUGAAAAGAGACAUAAUGAACUGAUCGCAGAAUAUGAAAUGAGGCAAAAGCUCCCCAUGGUAGGGUUAAGGCAAACACCUAUGCUUGUGCAUGCAUCAGAGACGUAUUCACCAACCGUAUUUGUUGCAUUCCAAAAUGAAUAUGGCGAGUCAACAGCUAUGGUUAUAUUGAGACAACAAGAUGCAGCGAUGUUUGUGGAGUUUGCGGUCAUGAGGUAUGAUGGAGGACCUGAAAGAACAGUAGUAUUCAAUCGGAAUGAUCUAAGUGUACGUUGCAGUUGCAAAAAAUACGAGAAUGAAGGCAUUUUAUGUGGGCACGCGUUGAAGGUGUUUGAUACCGUGGGCAUAAAAAUAAUUCCUCCUGAAUACAUUAAGAGGCGAUGGACAAAAAGAGCUCGGGCUGGAGACUGUUUUGAUCGGCGAGGAUAG
Molecule: messenger RNA, 1500 nt
Organism: Coffea eugenioides
Lineage: Eukaryota; Viridiplantae; Streptophyta; Magnoliopsida; Gentianales; Rubiaceae
Product: protein FAR1-RELATED SEQUENCE 5-like
Exons: 1
Coding region: 1-1500 (499 amino acids)
Biological process (GO): regulation of DNA-templated transcription
Molecular function (GO): zinc ion binding
Source: RefSeq, a predicted model, not a curated record